Molecule: messenger RNA, 924 nt
Organism: Trichophyton verrucosum HKI 0517
Lineage: Eukaryota; Fungi; Ascomycota; Eurotiomycetes; Onygenales; Arthrodermataceae
Exons: 2
Coding region: 1-924 (307 amino acids)
Source: RefSeq, a predicted model, not a curated record
AUGUCAUCGACUUUUUUCUUGGGAGCAUUGGAUUCUAGCUAUGGCACCAUCUCAUGGCUCGUUAUGACAACAUCCAUCAUGAGCGAGGAGAAGGGAUUUAUAAAAUUCCUCUUCUCCUGUAAUUUUCAACCUGACAUCCUUCAUCUCCUUUCAUCUUUUGUUUAUUUCUUUCAAACUACCUACCUGGUAUCAAGAGCAGAGUUUUCAAAAAACAAUCACAUCGAAAACAUACAAACAUUAGUCUAUAUCAAGAUGACGCGCGCCCGUGACAUCGACGAAAUCUUCAAUGUAGAGGCUCUUGAGGGUAUCAACUUGUCCAUAAGUGCCCCAUUCCGCAAACUCUCCAAUCGUCUCUUCAAUAGGAAGAAGAAGAAGAAAAAUAGAGAGGAGCGGGCCUAUGAUGAGACACCUGGAGAGGAAGUAGCUGGGGAGUCUACUCCCGACAAGCUCAUGAAGUCUGCCUCUGAUGAAGAAGAGAAUGAUUAUCUCCCUACUCUCAAGAAGCUUGCUCCUCCAGUUGAUAGUGUACACCCGCUCAGGAUCAUCGAAGGACCGGACGGGCCUAUUUUGCCGCACAAGGGCCCCGCAGGAUAUCGCCCUGGUGUCCACCGGGCGGUAACUAGGGUCAUCAUCGAGGCCCAUCAGCGUCCCGAUCCAGGACCGUCUUACCCGACGCUUCCUGGCUCCAACCUCCCUUUUCCUCGCCUUCCGCGCCCACCUGUGACUGCUACCUCUGCCCGAGCUGCUGCGGUUGGCCCAACAUCAGCGACUUCGGCUGUUUCUACCCCGUCUCCUCCGUCUUCGCCCGAGGUUCCCCAGGCCAUAAAGGUCGUAUCCGAACAUCCACCUGUUCUCGACCUUCCUCUUCCAGGCUCGGCCUUUAGCAUGCAGGACCUCUCUGAUAUUUUCAGGGCCUUGGAUUAA